Molecule: messenger RNA, 4487 nt
Organism: Aphanomyces astaci
Lineage: Eukaryota; Oomycota; Saprolegniomycetes; Saprolegniales; Verrucalvaceae
Exons: 1
Coding region: 89-4249 (1386 amino acids)
Cellular component (GO): membrane
Molecular function (GO): ATP hydrolysis activity; ATP binding; ABC-type transporter activity
Source: RefSeq, a predicted model, not a curated record
UACGAAGUAUGUGCCAGCCCGAUCAUGCUACAACGACGACGUUGGGACGUGGGUUGUAUCACUUUCACAAUUGCCUUUGCCUGCACACAUGAGAAGCAGCAGCAGCCAAUCCAAGCCCGAGCCAGAUGCGGCCAAGCCGAGCCCGACGUCUGCAGAAGGCUUCUUGGCCAACGGGUCGGAACAGUUCCACGCUAUGUUGGCUACCCACCUCGAAACCUCGACGGGCAAAGCCAUGCCGCAAGUGGAAAUUCGCUUCAAAGACUUGUCGCUGGCGGCCAAAGUCACAGUCGCCAACAAGGACAACGAGCUCCCGACCUUGUUCAACCACGCCAAGAAGUCGGUCAUGGGCUUCUCCAAGUCGUCCAAGCGCGUGGAGCACAAGGAUAUUUUGCACACUGUCAGCGGUGUGUUCAAGCCCGCGACCAUGACGCUGCUCCUAGGUCAGCCGGGCUCGGGCAAGUCGUCGCUCAUGAAGAUGCUUGCCGGACGAUUCCCCAUCGAAAAGAACAUCCAAUUCGGCGGGGACAUCCAGUACAAUGGCUCCGACCGCAGCGAGGUGUUGGCCCAGCUGCCUCAAUUGGUGGCCUACAUGAGCCAGCGCGACCACCAUUACCCGACGCUCACCGUACAAGAAACAAUGGAGUUUGCCCACCAAGCGUGCGGUGGCAGCGUCGUGCCCGAGCGCGUACUCGAGUCCAUGAAGCACGGCACCCCCGAGGAAAAUGCUGAAGCGCUCGAGACGUUGAAGGCGCUGUACGAAGUGUACCCGGACGUGGUGGUCCGUCAACUAGGUCUGAGCAUCUGCAAAGACACGAUCGUGGGCAGCGCCAUGCUGCGCGGCGUGUCGGGCGGCGAGCGCAAGCGCGUGACGAUCGGCGAAAUGGAGUUUGGCAUGAAGCAAGUGUCGCUCAUGGAUGAGAUCUCGACGGGGCUGGACAGCGCCGCCACAUUCGACAUCAUCAAGAGCCAGCGCAGUUUGGCCAAAUACUUGAAGAAAACGAUCGUGAUUGCGCUGCUGCAGCCGUCCCCCGAAGUGUUUGACCUGUUUGACGAUGUCUUGGUCAUGAACCAAGGCCACGUGAUGUACCAUGGCCCGUGCAACCAAGCGCGAGCGUACUUUGAAUCGCUCGGGUUUGUCUGUCCGCCGAAACGUGACGUGGCCGACUUUUUGCUCGAUCUUGGCACCCCCCAACAGCUCCAGUACGUGAGCCCGUUGGCCGCGGGGUCGUCGAUGGCGUUGCCCCGAUACCCCGGUGAGUAUUCGGCGCUGUUUCAACUGUCGCCCAUGUAUCGUGGCAUGAUGGACCACGUGGAUGGCCCUGUGCACCCGCUCUUGCUGCACGACGCUGACCACCACAUGAAAGCCGUGCCCGAGUUCCAAAACGAGUUUGCCAAGUCCACCAUGCAACUGGUCAGUCGUCAGAUGAAGGUGAUGCUGCGCAACACUGCGUUCGUCAAGACACGGGCGUUCAUGGUCGUGAUCAUGGGCCUGCUGUAUGCGACGACGUUUUACCAAGUCGACCCCCAGCUAGCUCAAGUCAUGUACGGCGUGAUCUUCCAAGCGUUGUUGUUUCUAGCGCUUGGUCAAGUGGCGCUGCUACCGGCCAUUUUGGACGCGCGAGAGAUCUUUUACAAACAGCGCGGUGCGCACUUUUUUCGCACGUUGUCGUUCGUGUUAGCCCAAACCAUCACCCAAGUGCCGUUCAGUGUAGCGGAAGCCUUGAUCUUUGGCACAAUCAUCUACUGGAUCUCUGGGUUUGUGUCGGACGUCGGGGCGUUCUUGGUGUACGAGUUGAUCUUGCUACUGACCAACAUUUUGUUUGCAUCGUGGUUCUUCUUCGUCGCGGUGGCGUCGCCCGACUUGCACGUAGCCAAGCCGCUGUCGCUCGUGUCCGUGCUGUUGUUUGUACUGUUUGCCGGGUUUAUCAUUGUCAAGACCGACAUCCCCGACUACUUUAUCUGGAUCUACUGGAUCAACCCGAUUUCGUGGGGCAUGCGUGCGCUAUCGGUCAAUCAGUACAUGGCGUCCGAGUUCCAAGUGUGCGAGUACAAUGGCGUCGACUAUUGCAAAGCGUACGGCGGGAAAACCAUGGGCGAGGUCCAGCUCGAGCUCUUUGGCAUGCCCACGGACACGGCAUGGAUCGGGUACUGCUUGGCGUAUAUGGUGGCCAUGUACUUUGCGUUCGUCGGCAUGUCGUUUGUCGCGUUGGAGUACUGUCGGUACGAACAUGGUCACGGCCACGGACCGUCGGUGGCAUCCUCCCCCGAAGACAGCAGUAGUAGCAGCCUCAGCCACGACCAUGAACCAGACAAGGCGGCGGCGUACGCCCAGAUGCCAUCGACACCCGUCCUCGGCUCCCACAGCGACGACUCGUCGGUAGCAGUAGACAUCCGCGGGCCGACUUCCGUGGCUGCCUUUAUUCCCGUGACCCUCGCGUUUCAAAACUUGCACUACUUUGUCCCCAACCCGACCAAAGGCGAACCGGAUCUGGAACUGCUCAAGGGGGUGAGCGGGUACGCCCUCCCUGGCACGGUGACGGCGCUGAUGGGGUCUAGUGGCGCCGGCAAGACGACAUUGAUGGACGUGAUCGCCGGCCGCAAAACAGGCGGCAAGAUCGUCGGCGAUAUUCUGCUCAACGGCUACGCUGCCUCGGACUUAGCCAUCCGUCGAUGUACGGGCUACUGUGAGCAAAUGGACAUCCACUGCGAAAGCGCCACCUUCCGUGAAGCACUGACAUUUAGCGCCAUGUUGCGGCAGUCCAGCGACGUCCCGACGCCAGUCAAGAUGGCCCACGUCGAAGAAUGCAUUCGGGUGUUGGAGCUGCACAACGUGGCCGAUGCUAUCGUGCGCGGCAGUUCCGUUGAGCAAAUGAAGCGUUUGACGAUCGGUGUCGAAUUGGCGGCGGCCCCGAGCGUGUUGUUUCUGGACGAGCCCACGAGCGGGUUGGACGCGCGGUCCGCCAAGAUCGUCAUGACGGGGAUCCGGAAGAUUGCAUCCACGGGGCGAACGGUCGUGUGUACGAUCCAUCAGCCGUCGGCCGAAGUGUUUGACAUGUUUGAUUAUUUGCUAUUGCUCAAGCGGGGAGGGGAGACGGUGUAUUACGGCGACUUGGGGGCCAACUCGGAACACUUGAUCGAAUACUUUACCCGAGUCGAGGGGACAUCCCUAUUGCAGCCUGGCGCAAACCCCGCGACGUGGAUGCUCGACGUGAUCGGCGCGGGGGUUGAAGCCAAGAACGCGGCGACCGACUUUGUCCAAGUGUUUCAUGCUAGCCCCGAGGCCAAGCAGCUCCAAGCGGGGCUUGCGGUUCACAUGCUAUCGCACCCGGACCGACCCGAGAUGAAGUUUACGUCCAAGCGGGCGGCAUCGAACGCCACGCAGUGUCAGUACGUCGUCCAGCGCUUCAUGCGCAUGUAUUGGCGCACGCCGUCAUACAACUACACGCGGCUAAUGCUGUCCAUCUUCCUCGCGGUUCUCUUUGGGCUGUGCUUCCGGUCCGUCGACUACACGACGUUUUCCGGCGUGAACGGCGGCAUCGGCAUGGUGUUUAUCACGACUUUGUUUGUCGGCAUCAUCUCGUUCAACAGUGUGCUGCCGCUGGCGGCCGAAGAGCGCGCGUCCUACUACCGCGAACGCGCAUCGCAAACGUACAACGCGCUGUGGUACUUUGUGGGGUCGACCGUGGCCGAGAUCCCGUACGUGGUUGUGACAUCGUUUGUGUUUACGAUCAUCUAUUACCCGUUCGUGGGCUUCAAGGGCAGUGUGUGGGAUGUGGUGUUUUAUGGCAUUAACCUGAGCCUCUUUGUCCUGUACAAUGUGUACUUUGGCCAGUUCAUGGCCUAUGUUAUGCCUCGCGUGGACGUCGCGGCCGCCAUGGGGGUGCUCGUGAACUCGAUCUUCUUCCUCUUUAUGGGAUACAACCCGCCCGCAUCGCAAAUUCCGGCCGGCUACCGAUGGCUGACCACGAUUUGCCCCCCCAAGUACAGUUUGUCCGUGCUCGUGGCGCAAGUGUUCUCCAAAUGUCAAAUCCCGACAGACAUGGGAUGCCAUAUCAUGACCCAAAUUCCCCCCAUCGUGCUCAAAGAGAUCGGCCAACCCCACGUCAAUGUCAAGCAGUUCACCGAGCACUUGUUUGAUAUGAAGUACGAUGACGCCCUCGUCAACACGAUCGUCGUGGUUGGCUGCAUUGUCGUGUUCCGCGUCCUUGGCCUUCUCGCCUUGCGCUACGUGAACCACCAAAAGAGAUAAAUAUUGAUUUUUGAUAUUGUCGAUUUGAUACAAAUUUGGGGAGGGGGUGCAAUCGAAUCGCGCCGACCAAACCGAUCCACAAUCGAUCUGAUUGGUUGAAUUUCUUUGAGAAGGUUUUGAUUGGCUAAUAAUUUUGAGCUCAUCUGAAGUAGCCAAUCAAAUCGAUUUAAAUUCCAACUAGAAACCACGCCACAACACGAAAUUUCACUCGAAAGCACAAUACUAAUACAUACUAUUU